Molecule: messenger RNA, 822 nt
Organism: Helobdella robusta
Lineage: Eukaryota; Metazoa; Annelida; Clitellata; Rhynchobdellida; Glossiphoniidae
Exons: 2
Coding region: 1-822 (273 amino acids)
Source: RefSeq, a predicted model, not a curated record
AUGAACCACUCAUUGCUACAGAUGAUGCGGUCUGACACAGUACCAUUUUUGACAUCGUUUUUUUUCACUGACAGCUUAUACAUCCCACGAGAGGAUUACAAAGAGUUUGUUGAACUCUGUCGCUUAGUGCUGGAUUAUCCAAUGCAGACUGAUGGGAAAUACCAUUACCGUGUUCCUGGAGCAUAUCACACGAAUGGAUUGAUGGCCAGAUGGAUGGCCAAAGUGAUCUACUGUCUCAGAAUGCAUUUGUUCCGCAAUGAAUUCAAGCUAACAGCAACUGAAACAAAAAGUUUAACUGAAUUCUGCCUAUUUGCAACACAUAUAUAUGUGCCGGCAUGGAUGUUGUUUCCAAUACUCAGUGAUGCAUCAGUCAAAUACCUACAACUUCUGGGCAAAAUUGAACAAUACUUUGAAAUCAACAAGAAUGUAGCAAAAAAAAUUAAAAAAUCUUUUUCAAAUACUCAAUAUUUGGAUGUAGAACUGGUUAUGAUGAGGCCACAAAUACUGGAAUCAGCAUCCAUAGAUAUUCUUAAGUUUUGCAGCAAAUGGAUGAAAGCAAAUUCUCGUCAAGAUUUUGAACCGACCAAAUAUUCAAAAGUUUGUUCACUGCAUUUUCAAACAAAUGAUUUUACACAUGAAUCAAUAGAUUCCAAUCAAAGAAGAAAAAAAGCAAGGUCAAAUAAAAAUGUUAAACAUUUAAAGCCAAAAGCUGUGCCUUCAAUAUUUCAAAAUGCACCAAAAUAUUUAAGCACAUCAAAAUCAGAAAGACCAACCAGAUUGGCCACAUCAAACAGCGACUCAAUUCUGAAACUCACAGAUUAA